This is a messenger RNA of Paramuricea clavata, 400 nucleotides long. Lineage: Eukaryota; Metazoa; Cnidaria; Anthozoa; Malacalcyonacea; Plexauridae. The record is from the annotation of a GenBank genome assembly.
UUUUCGACUCAAACGGCUGAUCCAGUUGCCGAACCUUGUGAAAAACUGUGUGAAAUCGUUGCGGAUACUAAGGCUGCAAUUGAGCCAGAGCUAUAUGUACCUAGUCAUCAUACAUGUGAUUGUAACCCAUGUGGAAAUGACAUUAAAAACGUCAAGUUAGACAUUGAAGAUUUGCAGAAACAAAUUAGUUCUAUUAACAAUGUUAUUGAUUCUACAAAUGGCAUUAUAGAGUCAAUGAGUGAAAUGUUGCUUCCCGGUGAUGGCGGUGGUCUUACUCAUGAUCGCAGAACUGAGGCUACGGUAAAUGAGCUGUAUAAAAUCAUUGAUGAGAAGAAUAAAGUAAUUAUGGAUCGUGAUAAUACUAUUAGGGAACUUAAAACUAAAUUAUUAGAGGCCGAAA